AACGCGUCGUCCAUGGUAGUGUCGACGCUGAAGCCGUUUACAACGACGGAAGUAGUUUAUCAACGAUUCGCCAUCGAGCCGAUGGAUCAAACCGCGGUGAUUGGCAGCCGGGUGACGCUUCCAUGCCGAGUUCUCGAUCAAAAGGGGCCCAUUCAAUGGACCAAGGAUGACUUCGGCCUAGGAGCUGUUAGGAAUCUCACCGGAUACGAGCGAUACGCCAUGAUCGGUAGCGAUGAAGAAGGCGAUUUUUCGUUGCACAUAUAUCCGGUGGAACUCGAGGACGACGGCACGUAUCAAUGUCAGGCUUCGCCGACAAACGACGGACAGCCGGCUUUACGAUCGAGAUUUGCCAAGCUAAGCGUGCUAGUACCACCGCAAAAGCCGAAGAUCUUACAAGGUGACUUCCUCGUCACCACCGAAGAUCGCGAGCUGGUGAUCGAAUGUAUAAGCAGCGCCGGAAAACCGCCGGCGGAGAUCACGUGGAUCGAUGGACUGGGCAACGUGCUACGCCAUGGCAUCAAAACCACGAAGGAGGCGUACGAUAACGGUCCGCUGAUUACUGUAAAGUCCGUCCUGAGAGUGAUGCCGCGGAAGGAUCACGACAACACGACUUUCACGUGCCAAAGUCAAAAUAUGGCGGAUCGUUCGCCGCAAAGCGCCAAACUUCGCGUCGAGGUACGUUACGCACCGAAGGUGUCCCUCUCGAAGAUCGAUCGCAUCGUCGAAGGUUCCGAGCUUAGGUUCAAGUGUUGCGCCGAGGCCAAUCCACCUGAUGUAGAAUACAGGUGGUUUAUCAACAAGAAAAAGGUGAUCGGAGACUACACCACGGAGAUGAUUAUUCACAAUGCUACCCGCGAGCUGCACGACGCGACCGUAAAGUGCGAGGUUUCGAAUGAAGUGGGUAAAAGCGAGGAGAGCCAAACCUUGGAUAUAAGAUACGGCCCGCAGUUUCGGCACCCGCCGCUCUCCGUGGAAACACAUUACGGCGCCACGGAGAUCCUGCAGUGCGACGUAGACGGGAAUCCAACGCCGGAGAUUCUGUGGUACCAUGAGGAUUCGGAACGAACGGUCGCCACCAGUCCGAACAUAAGCGUCUUUGUGAGCCCCGACACUGCCGGCCGUUACUAUUGCAAGGCCCGUGUGCCCGGCUUUCCGGAAUUAACUGGCCAUGCCAACAUCUACAUUCGCGCUCCGCCGAGCAUAGUGUCGCAAAGGAUCCAGUAUGUACCUGACGAAGGAGUGGUCAAGGUUAAGUGCACCGCGAUAUCCGUGCCAAAAGCGGAAUCGGUGGUGUGGAGCUUCGCCGGUCGCGAGCUCAAUUUCACGUCGAACAAUACGCCGUUCUACGUGCAAGAGGAAUACGCGGCCGAGAGGGUAGUCAGCACUGUCACCCUGCUGGAUCCCAUAUCGACGUACUUUGGAGAUUACAACUGCACGGUUACGAACAGCUUCGGCACGGAUUCCGUCAUCAUCAAACUGACAGCACACACGUUGAUUCCAGUCGAUUGGCAACUGAUCUUGAUCAUCGCCGGGCUGGUUGUCUGCGUGAUCCUAAUUGGCAUAAUAGUCCUACUCAUUCUACAAUGUCGCGAUCGUAUUAAGCAGCCACGGCCGCGAACGACGCAGAAUCAAGAGACCGAUUUGCAGGAAACGGAUUCUAAUGCCGAUCGAUACAGAGAAAGCGAUAGGAGCAGCAACCUCUCGGAUGUCAAAGCAGACAUUCGAGCGGGAUCCAGUGUCAGCAACGCGGAAAGUGUCACAGCCCUUGACAGUGAAGGCGAAGGAAGCACCAGAGGAGUAAACGCCUUGGCGCUUGCUGGACCAGUGCCGAAUCCAUUAUCCGGUUAUCGUUACAGCGCUGAUUACACUGAGCCUUCUUUCCCGCCGAAGAACAACGAUGGCAGUAAUAACAACGGUUACGUGCCAUACGUUGACUACACUCGCGAUUAUAUGCCGCCAACGACACAGAGCAUGGGCGCAUCGCGAGAGUCGUUGAGCAGGAUAUCCACGAGCGGUAUCUUAUCAUCGAAAAAAAUCGGACUCAGCUCGGCCAACUUGGGUAGUUCGACCCCACAGACAACGCCGAUCGAUCCGCGAUUUUCCGCGACAUACGGCAAUCCCUAUCUCAGAAUGUCAGCGGCCGAGCAACUCCGACACGCGCCGCACACAGCCGUGCCGGGAGUGACGCCGGCACCACCGCCGUACACGCAGGCAAUGAGAAUGAAUAGCUUGAAUACCUUGAACGGCGCUGGCCCGCAGGUUGGUACAAUAGCCCCAUUGUCAGCGCAUUAUAUCACCGGCGGUCCAAACGGGGCCAUGGCGACGGUGAAGCGCACAUCCGCGGUUGGCACGUUAGCGACGCACAUGUCCCGCUACUUGCUCGGUCCGCGCCCAGCGACGUUGAGAUCGACGACUCGCGACGCACGACGUCUCGUUGAUGCACCGGAACUAAGUCAAUGUCGUUACAACCAGACCCGCCACGCUCACGACACGGAACGUUACAGAGCGGAAUGCGAGCGACUUGUAGGACGAAGGUCACAGGGCAGCUGGGGCAGCAGAGGUCACGGCGGGGUCACGGACCGAGCACAACGAAUGGCCGAGAAUGGCGAGGCGCUUAAACAUAUCGAGCUGGUGCUUCGACAGUUACAAAGGGCCAGCAGAGAUCAUCGAGAACUCGUGCGGCAACGUCAUUUGGACGUUCAAUACGAGAUCGGUAAGCGAAUCAACGAGAGAAUCUCCCAUCAUCGUUAUCAUCAUCACUAUCGAGAUAGACGCGAGGGUUCGAUGGACGCAUUUAGAACUUGGUCCAGGUCCUCGAGCAGCCCGUGGGAAUCGGACUUAACUUUAAAGAAAGCACAGCCGGACGUCACAACGAGAUUGCUGUCAAAGAGACGAGAUUAUGGCGGAACGGCCCAAAGCACAAUCAAUAUUCUGAAGCCAGCCCCCGGACGCGUUCGGGAUGAAACUGCGGGCGCUUACCAAGAAAUGAAAUACAUUCCCGAAAGUGUCGACUGGAUUGGCGCGCGGGAAACGUUUGGUGCGUGGAGUCUGCCCGAAGCUUCAUCGAGCAACGACCGAAGGACAUCCUCCACCGUCGUUUAG
Cyphomyrmex costatus is the source of this 3102-nucleotide messenger RNA. Its product is annotated as irregular chiasm C-roughest protein. Gene Ontology annotation, cellular component: cell-cell junction; plasma membrane. NCBI's taxonomy places the organism in Eukaryota, Metazoa, Arthropoda, Insecta, Hymenoptera, Formicidae. The coding region runs from base 13 to 3102 and encodes 1029 amino acids. Gene Ontology annotation, molecular function: cell adhesion molecule binding. The transcript is spliced from 13 exons. Gene Ontology annotation, biological process: cell-cell adhesion. The record is from RefSeq and is a predicted model, not a curated record.